UGGAAGUGCAUACGCUGGCGUGGAGGAUGUGGGUCUCCGCUAGUUGGAAAAGCGUAAUUGCUGAGCAACUGAGUGGAGACGGACGCUCACAGUGAGGGAUAGGGCAGGGCAUUCGACUCAACACAGUGCCUCAGUCUCCAUAAAAGACAGACGUAGCCUAUAGAACAGCUACAAAAGGGAUGCCGUAGAGGUGGCGGAGGGGGUGUCGUUGUCAAGGCAGCAGCAGAGAUGAGUGUGACAUCCUGGUUCCUGGUCAGCAGCGGGGGGACGCGUCACCGCCUCCCCCGAGAGAUGAUCUUCGUCGGACGGGACGAUUGUGAGCUCAUGCUACAGUCCCGCAGUGUCGACAAACAGCACGCGGUCAUCAAUUAUGAACCUGCUACAGACGAGCACAAAGUCAAAGAUCUGGGGAGCUUGAAUGGGACGUUUGUGAACGAUGUCCGCAUUCAGGAGCAGAUGUAUAUUACUCUGAAGCUCGAUGACAAGCUGAGGUUUGGAUAUGAUACCAACCUGUUCACCGUGGUGAUAGGGGAACUCCAGGUACCCGAGGAGGCCCUUAAGCAUGAGAAGUUCACCAGCCAACUCCAGCUGGGCAAGAAGCCCUCCAACGUGGAGAACACCAAGUCCCCCUCCAAGUCCCCCUCCAAGUCCCCCUCCAAGUCCCCCUCGAAGUCCCCCUCCAAGUCCCCCUCCAAGUCCCCUAAGUCUCCCAGGUCCAAGCCUGCUGAGGACAUGAGGUCAGAAGGGGUCCCUGCAGAAUCAGCUGGCAAACCAGCCGCCAGACAGAAGGCUGAGGACAAGAUGGCAGGGGACAUGGCCUCCUCUCAAAGAGGAACCCCUCUGUACGGACAGCCGUCCUGGUGGGGCGACGGGGACGCCGACGACGAGAACUCCUUCAAACAGGAGAUCAAGACCUCCAGCAAGAAGCACGAUAACCCAACGGCAGACAGCAGAGAGGCCGGGAGGGGUGACAGAGCCAGGGAGGACGCACAGGAGCCGAGCUACUUUGAGAUCCCCACCAAGGAAGGCCAGAUGGCAGAGAACGGGAUCCACGAGAUUCCCACCAAAGACACGGAGGGCGUGGCCAACCUCAACACAAGCACCGCCUCCGGUGCCGGCGCUGCAGCCCAGGGCCACGCCUCCUUCACAAUUGAGUUUGACAGCACGUCCCCGGGCAAGGUCACCAUCAAGGACCACGUGUCAAAGUUCACCCCCGACCACCGGCCGCGGUCCAAGAAAGCGGGACAGCCAGGAGGGCGGGAGAUGAGCACCCUGCAGGCCGCCAUGAUGGCGUCGGAAAGCAAGGUUGCCGAUUGGCUGGCUCACAACGACCCCACGCUGGUGCGGCGAGAAUCAGCGGAGGACGACAGCAAGAGCAUCAAGAGUGAUGUUCCGGUUCACCUGAAGCGGCUGAAAGGCAGCAAGCAUGAGGACGGCACCCAGAGCGACUCGGAGAACGGUCCGGGCCUGCGCUUCGGCAACCGCCGCCUGGCUCUGGAGGAGCGCCUGAGGGCAGCGCACGGCCAGGCCGGAGGGGCCGCCUGCCCCCCCCGCGGCAGCAGCAGCAGCAGCAGCAGGACGGCCUUCAUGAUCGAGUUCUACGACGAGGAGAACACUCGCAAGCGACGCUCCUACUCCUUCUCCCAGACUGCCCCGUUGCUAGGGGGCGUGACCGGGGAGGGACUCUGCCCCACGCCCCCCUCUCACCCCAAGACCGCCGGCACCACGGCGACCGCGGACUGUACCAGGGGCGGCGUGACGAUAUCGGCGGCCAUCGUUGCAGGGGCGCCCACGGCGGCGCGCGUGCUGCUGAAGCAGAGGUCUGAAGACCCCAGCCUGGGCCGCAGCUCGGCCAGCACGGGGCACCACACCACCAGCCCCAGCGAGGACACGGCCAGGGGGCCCGAGGACAGGGACAAGGAGCUGGAGGACGACCAGAGCGACAAGGGGACGUACACCAUCGAACUGGAGAACCGCAACCCGGAGGAGGAGGAGGCCAGGCGCAUGAUAGACAAGGUGUUUGGGGUGGACCAGAACCAGAGCCAGAACCAGGACUCUCCAACGCCGAGACCCGCGGACAAGCAGCAGGACUCUGCCAAACCCCCAGAGGCUGGAGAGACGGUCAAGCCUCCAGAGGCUGGAGAGACGGUCAAGCCUCCAGAGGCUGGAGAAACGGUCAAGCCACCAGAGGCUAGAGAGACGGCCAAGCCAAGCUGCCUUCCAGCUGAGGGCGUGGCCAGCGAGUCAGGUGACCGCUGGGUCUCUCAGUGGGCCAGUCUAGCGGCCAAUCACACGAGGACGGACCCCGAGGGCUCGGGGGCGGAGCCCCCUGCCUUCCUCCAUCAGGAGAGAGAAGCUGAUGCCUUCAUCAGAAGCACCAGCUCCAUCACCUCCAGUCUUACCGAGCGCAAACGCAGAACCCUCCCCCAGCUCCCCCUGGAAGACCCCCGCACCAGAGCGCCCCUGGCCCCAGCCCCGGGCCUGCGCUCUGAUAUCGGGGAGAAGCAAGACACGGAGCCCCAGGAGAAGGAGGGCCAGCUGGAGCACAGAGGAGACGGCUGGAGCCUCACCCCUGUAGAGGCCGGAGGAGGGGAGAUGACCGCUAGGCAAAGCCUUGGCUCGGCCUGGCCACCGGCCUCCUCCAAGCCUCCGCUGAGGCCGUCUGGCAGCUCAGAGAAGAGAGAGGAGGGCCGCAGGAAGAGGUCAGAGGACAGGGGCCAGAGGUCAGAGGACAGGGGCCAGAGGUCAGACGAUAAGUCAGGCAAGCCCCUGGUCCGCCAGGGGAGCUUCACCAUCGACAAGCCCAGCGGCGUCGUCCCCGCGGAGCACCUCCCCCGCAUCAGGCAGGCGGGCGGGGCCGGGGGCCCGGGCCUGGGGCGCGAGAGGAGCGACUCGGUGGGCAGCAUGGACACGGCGACCCUGCUGAAGGACACGGAGGCCGUCAUGGCCUUCCUGGAGGCCAAGCUGAGGGACGAGAAGAAGAGCGCCUCCGGCCAGCGUCCCGGCUCCAUCUCCCCGGAGUCGGACGUGGACACGGCCAGCACGGCCAGCCAGGUGGUCGUAGAGGCGGACAGGAAGGCUGCCGCCCAGAAGAGACGCUCUCUCAGCAGCCUGCACAGGGAGAAGAGCAGCAUGAGCGCCAAGACCACCACCCCCAGCGCCAGCGCUCGAGAACGCCUGGAGAGGAAGACCAAGACCAGGCCGGAUGCCGGUCGGGCCGAUGCCCGGAGGCCUGUCCAGCCGGGGUCGUCCACUCGCGGGCGCCAGCCGUCCCUGGACCUCACAGACGACGACCAGACAUCUUUCCCCAUCUCAGACAUCCUCUCCUCAGACCAGGAGAGCUACUCUGGGCCGGGGCGCUCGUACGGCCGGGGCUCGCUCACCUCCACGGAUGACCUGCUGCAUUCCAAGAUGGAGUCCGGCGGGCGAGUCAGCAAGACCUCCAGCAGCUACACCAAGCCCAGUAAAACCCUCCAUGCUGCCACGGCCUCGUCCAUUGGAAAACAGGCCUCCCUGCCUCAGCCCAGGCCCACCAGGGCCUCCCUGCUCCGCCGGGCCCGACUGGGGGACACCUCGGACACAGACCUGGCCGACGCGGACCGGGUGUCCGUGGCGUCGGAGGUGUCCACCACCAGCUCCACCUCCAAGCCGCCGUCCGGUCGCAAGGGCCCGUCUCGUCUGGACAUGCUGGCCCAGCCCAGGAGGACCCGGCUGGGGUCCAUCUCCGCCCGCAGUGACUCUGAAUGCACCGUGGCACGGAGCUCCGUCUCCGGCCGGCUGUCUGCUGAGACCGCCCUGCGUCUGGGCCUCAGGCCCACCACGCCCACUGACAGCAAGAUGGCGCCUCGCAUGAGAGCCAACAGCGUGUCCAAGCUGACCGAUACCAAGGCCAAGGUCACGACCUCUGCCUACGGCUUGCCCUCAGAAAGCUCUCAAUCUGAGCCUGAGGGUGGCACUACAGAGGAGCAGGAGGAGCUGAUGGCGUCCAACAGGUGGCGCCGGUUGCCUCCUGAGUACGGCUCCACCUCUGAGGAAGAGUUUGGCUCAAACAGGAACUUGUCCAAACAUGGCCGCCCCCACCUGAGGCCCUCCCAUAUCCUCCGAAGCCCCCGUUUGCCCGGCGCCACCCCCAGCCCAGUGUCAGGCUCCGCCCCCAGCUCCGCCCUCGGCCCCGCCCUCGGCCCUGGGGGCGUGGUCCUCAAACACAGGAUGCGGGAGCAGGAUGAAUACAUCCGAGACUGGACGGCCCACAGCGAAGAGAUCGCCAGGUUAUUUCCCUGUGUGCGCAGAAUCAGCCAAGACCUGGCCAAGGAUCUGGCCAUCCUGGCACGAGAGAUCCACGACGUGGCUGGCGAAAUCGACUCGGUCAGCUCCUCCGGCACGGCGCCCAGCACCACCGCCAGCACCGCCGCCACCACGCCCGGCUCCGCCAUCGACACCCGUGAAGAGGUAGGCAGGCGUGCACAUCUGGACGUGCAGGAGAGCAUGCGAAAGCUGGUGGAGCGUGUGUUUGACGAGAGCCUGACCUUCCGGAAGAUCCCGCCCGUCAUCCAGGCGAAGCCCCCCGAGAUCAACGGGCGCCCCGUGGAACUGCGCCCCCGCGCCCCCGACACCCUGGACCCCCGCGUCCUCCGCCGGCGCACCUGGAACCGGGAGGAGGUGAGAGAUGGGGAGGGUCAGAAGAAGGCGGUGUUGGACAGUCUGUUGAUCACCUCUGUGUCACAGCUGUCAUCCAAGAUCAGACAGUCUGUCGACAAAACCGCAGGAAAAAUAAGGAUUUUGUUUAAAGAUAAGGACCGAAACUGGGAUGAGAUCGAGAGCAAACUCAGAUCCGAAAGUGACAUGCCGCUUCUGAAAACCUCCAAUAAGGAGAUCUCCUCCAUCCUGCUGGAGCUGAAGAGGGUGGAGAAACAGCUUCAAGUGAUAAACGUCAUGGUGGAUCCUGAUGGUACUCUGGAUGCCCUGACAAGUCUCGGCCUGACCAGUCCCACCACGCCGACCAAGCUCAACACCAACCCUGGACCCCAGGCACCCAUAGAGGGCUCCGCCAAGGGCCACUCCCCCUCCGUCCCACCAGUGGAGACAGACCGAGACCUGGGCGGAGUCUUCAGUCGCGUCCAUCCCAACGGAGAAGAGAAUGCCAUCACCCAGAAGUGAGAAUGGACCAGUGAGACCACCUUUCACCGACGUGUAACGUUGUGGAAACGUUCAGAUGGAGAGUAGGCUGGAUUAUGUCUAACAGACUGUGGCACAGGGAAUCAUUUAUAGAGACACCGUCAAGAACUGAGCCCAGGAUCCCUGAGAAUUCAUCGAGGGAUAUCUGCCUCAAAAAAAAAAAGAGUAAUCUGACUCUGUUGUAUUGAAUGGGUGUAUGAACCCCAGUGUAUGUAUCUCUAUGUAUGUAUCUCCUUUGCCUCACUAACCUAAAUCGGACAGUAUGUGUGAGGACCCUAAACAGGACAAGCCUUAAAGCGAGUCACAGUUUUCUCCUGUUACCAUGGAACAAGGACAGCACCUCACAUUACUGAAUCACCAUAGACACUUUGGGAUGGCAGUCACCUUAACAGCAGGGUGUCCUCCAUAGUCAGGUUUUGAAUUUGCAUGACCCAGGCGUGGAGCGAGUCUCUACAUUAUACAGAUGUGUAAUUGGUUGAUUCUCUGGGUAAACAUUUGGUCACACUGAGACCGUACAUCUUGUAGUUUGUUCAUCACCCGUCUGCAGAUUGAACUACAGUGUGCACUGCAAACAAACUACAAAUCCCAGGCAAACUGACUUCUCCAGUGCCUCCCCAUGCUUCUUUUUAAAAUAUUUUCCAACUGUUUUAUCAAGAGAACAUGGACUACUUGUGUGUUUAAGAAAAAAAGUAGCAUUUCGUCUCAGUACCAAGAGAUUGAUAGUGAAAAAGUUUGGGUUCUCCACAGUAAACGUACUUCGUUUAUUUACAAGUGCCAGAUGUCAGUGGCAUUCGGGAACAAAGUAUGUCCUUAUCCUUCAGUAGUUAAUCAAACAAUCUACCAAAGCUAAUAGUAGCAUAUGUCUGUUUUUAAAAGUUUCCCCAAGUGAAUUACUGCAUACAUUUUUAAAUGUAUUUUGAAUGGAAACUUGUUUUUGAUGUUUUCUACUAGUUCCUGUCAAGUGCAAAUAUUUCUCUAAAGUCUUUGAAGUCAGCUUUUGCUAAAUAGCUCACAGAAAAUAAAUAAUUGCUUCAACAAUAUGCAAUUUUGAAAAUCUAAUUUCGAUAUGGCUCUAAUUCAGUACUUCCUGUGUCAGUAGUUGUUCCCUUGACAACAUGACACACAACGUCAUGUGAUUUACAGAUGGAUUUUUUUUUUUGAAACACUGUAAUGAUGGUAUCUUUGUAAAAUGAAACUAAUCAAUCUGUAAAUUGAACUGUUUCUUUUUCACAUUUAGGACACUGAUCCAGAUCUAUGUACUGUAGCACUUAGUAGCCUGCUCUUCUAGUCUCUCUGCUUUGUUAUCUCUGCAUUGUUGCAUAAUAGGGGGCAUUGAAGACAACAUAAACUUGAGUCUGUGUCCUUCUGAAUAUCAUUAAGAGCCAUUAUCAGCCUUGGCUGUGGAAUAAUAAUGUUUCUUCAUUUCCAUACUAAGGAUAAGCCUCACACGCACUCGUAUAGUUUUUGUAGUGUUUGCCUAAUGUAGACAUACAGAAGGUUUCCAAAUUGCAUUUGCUACUUAUUUAUAGAUAUUUCAUAGACACUAACCAUUUUCAAAGCCACUCCGAUUUACAGAAAUGUGUCAUAGAAUGGAAUAAAGUACAAGUGGUCUAUUAGUAUUUAGAUUUGAGCAAUAGUGAAAUUAAGUCCAUCACAUGCUGUGUUUUUCUUCUGUUCAAUACAAUGUACAGAAUUUCUUAUGUCACUAAGUGCCGGUUUUUAAAUGUAAUGGCAUUUUUUCAAAGAUAAGAAAAUCUUAAAAUGUUUAGUUAGAUUAUUAUUAUUUUGCACAUUGGAUUGUUUAUUAUUUUUUAUAAUUUUUCUGUUAAAUAACAAAAACGAUCAAAUAAAUCUCACUGUGUACAGUGUUGUGGUUUUGGAGUUCAAAAAUACAAUUUCGGAACCAUGUAAUGUCAAGUCUGGCUUGACGGUGUAGAUUACAUCAUCGGCUCUUCAAACUCCUGAUUCCUAUAUUAUCACAAAGUAAAGUGCUCGGUACACUAUUCAAAUGUUUACACAUUAUCCUAUCAGCGUUUUACUAUUUUUUUGUCAUGUUUUGUAUGAACCACCCUUUUAUUUAUUUUGUACUGUGUUGUGUCUUUAUUGUGUCUAUUGUGUUACUGUAAAUUCAUGCCUUUUACAUCGUUAAUGAAUAAAAUACAAACAUUCUCAAUUGUAUUAAACCCUUUUUAAGAUGAACUGUUCAUCUGUUAGAAAAGAAGAGUACCCUACCUCUCCAUAGACUCCUAUAUGGAAGUUAACCACAAUCUUUUCAAGUUUCUUAACAUUUGAAUGAUAAAUGAAAUUCUCAAAAGAUAAAUGAAAGGCUCUAAUGAGAAAUAAAAUGCUCAAAACGACUGCUCAAAUUAUGAAUAAAAUAUUUAAUACAUGACAUACCGCGCGUCAUGUUUGC
Molecule: messenger RNA, 7588 nt
Organism: Hypomesus transpacificus
Lineage: Eukaryota; Metazoa; Chordata; Actinopteri; Osmeriformes; Osmeridae
Gene: cep170aa
Product: centrosomal protein 170Aa
Exons: 20
Coding region: 229-5157 (1642 amino acids)
Cellular component (GO): centriole
Molecular function (GO): protein binding
Source: RefSeq, a predicted model, not a curated record